This is a messenger RNA of Erigeron canadensis, 1848 nucleotides long. Its product is annotated as pentatricopeptide repeat-containing protein At5g43790. The transcript has a single exon. Gene Ontology annotation, molecular function: protein binding; RNA binding; zinc ion binding. The record is from RefSeq and is a predicted model, not a curated record. Gene Ontology annotation, biological process: RNA modification. The coding region runs from base 12 to 1823 and encodes 603 amino acids. NCBI's taxonomy places the organism in Eukaryota, Viridiplantae, Streptophyta, Magnoliopsida, Asterales, Asteraceae.
UUACUCUCAAAAUGUCAAAAACAACACUUAUGAAAACCUCUUCAAACCCAUUCACAAAACACCCACUUCUCCAAAUCUUAAAAACAAAGUGCAAAACCUUAAAAACAUUCAAACAAACACACGCACAACUCAUCACAACUGGUCUUAUUCUUCACACUUACCCACUCACUCAACUCCUCUCAACACUCUUAUCCUCCACCCUAACCACCUCCUUAUCCUACGCGCUGACCAUCUUUAACCAAUCUUCAAACCCCCCAACUAUAUUCAUUUUCAACACCCUUAUUUCAUCAAUCCUAACCCAUCAUAACCAACACACCCACUUGGCAUUUUCACUCUACAACCAAAUUCUUAGUUUAAAAAACAUUAAACCAAAUUCUUAUACAUACCCGUCUCUUUUUAAAGCUUGUGGGUCAAACCCCAUUUGGGUCAAACAUGGUCAAGCAUUGCAUACUCAUGUGUUGAAGUUUCUUGAUCCUAUUGAGCAUGAUCAUUUUGUUAUAGCGUCAUUGGUUAGUUUUUAUUCGAAAUGUGGGAAAUUUAGAGUUUGUAAGUAUUUGUUUGAUCGAAUUAGUCGACCUGAUUUAGGUUUGUGGAAUUGUAUGCUAACUGCUUAUAAUCUUAAUUGCAAGGAUAGUAGUCUGUCAAUGUCCGUUUUGUGUUUGUUUGGUGAUAUGCAAAAGAGUUUGAUAAUUAAGCCAAAUGAAGUUAGUUUGGUGGCUUUGAUUAAUGCUUGUGCUGAUUUGGGUGCUUUUAGUCAAGGGAUUUGGGCGCAUACUUAUGCGGUUAAGAAUAAUUUGAAGCUUAAUCUGUUUGUCGUGACGUCUUUAAUUGAUCUUUAUGUGAAUUGUGGGUUCUUGGGGUUUGCACGCCAAGUGUUUGAUGAAUUGCCGGAGAAAGAUGUGUUUUGUUAUAAUGCGAUGAUCAGAGGAUUUGCUACUCAUGGGUAUGGACUUGAAGGGAUUGAUCUGUUUAAGAGUAUGAUAUCAGAGGGGUUAUCUCCUGAUGAUGUUACAAUGGUGUUGAUUAUAUCUGCUUGCUCACAUGUCGGGCUUGUGGAUGAAGGUCGCGAGUUCUUUUAUACAAUGAGGGAGAAAUAUGGGGUUGAACCAAAACUUGAGCAUUAUGGGUGCUUGGUGGACCUUUUGGGUCGAGCUGGGAGGCUCAAUGAAGCCAUGGAAAUACUUCACACGAUGCCUAUGAAGCCUAACGCGAUUAUCUGGAGAUCUUUACUUGGUGCAUCAAGAAAUCACGGAAAUUUACAGAUUGCUGAGGUAGCACUUGACAAUCUGGUCAAUUUAGAGCCUGAAACCAGUGGGAAUUAUGUGCUUUUAUCAAACAUAUAUGCACAUAUGAAUAAAUGGGAGGGUGUAAAAAGUGUAAGGAGACUAAUGAAAGAUCAUGGCAUAGAUAAAGUACCUGGAACGAGUGUUCUUGAGAUCGAUGGUGCUUUUCAUGAGUUUCUUACAGCCGAUAAAACACACCCACGAUCUCAAGAAAUUUAUCUCAAGAUUGAUGAGAUUAACAAAAAGCUACACGAGUAUGGGCAUAAGGCAAGGACCGUGGAGGUGUUGUUUGAUUUAGAAGAGGAAGAUAGAGAAGAUGCAUUAUCGUACCAUAGUGAGAGGCUCGCGAUUGCUUUUGCACUUAUCUCAUCCGAGUGUGGUUCACCAAUUCGAAUUAUAAAGAACCUGAGGGUGUGUGUCGAUUGUCAUAAUUAUACGAAGCUAGUUUCAAUAAUAUAUAAAAGAGAGAUCAUAGUCAGAGAUCGAAAUAGAUUUCAUCGGUUUCAAGAUGGGAGUUGUUCUUGUUUAGAUUAUUGGUAGGAAUUUGAAAUGCAAAUUAUUCAAG